AUGUCUCCGCAGCAACAAAACGAAGAGAAUAAUCAAGAUAAUAGUAAGAAGGGGGAUCAGAAUCAGACAACCGAGGAAGAGAAAAAAAAACAUGAAGAGGACGAAUUUAAAACGAAUUAUCAUAUUUUCGUCGAGACGAUCUUUGAAUCUCCAAACCUUAGCCAAGAAAUCCGAAAUAAUAUCAUGAAGGAUCUCGGAGAGCUCAAAUCGGGCAAUGGUACCGACGAGCCUCAAAGGCGCUCUAGCUUAAAAUCGAGUAAUAGUAGGUCUACGAAGGGUGAAAAAUUAUAUUUCACCAAGUGUGAUGACGAGACUGGCGAUAAGGGUCCCGAGUAUAUAUAUCAGCAUCGGCUAGCUGUGGAACUCUUAGUGAAAGCGCUAUCCGAUCACUCAUACCAGAUUAUUACUCGCUUUAUGCCACCUUACUGCUCAACAGUAACUUUCUACAAGGAUACUAUCGGAUUUGUUACGGUAUCAGCCCUUAAGCCGGAAUUUGAGCUUGAUAUCACGACGCAUGGAAAGGAAAGAAACAUACACCUCACCGUCGGGGCAAUCCACACACUCAUGCAAGCUUACAAAGACACAAUUGUACUUCAUCGAUCAAAAACCGCCGUCGAGGGCCUGGAAGGGCCUGUGGAAAAUCCGCGCGAUAUUAAGGCCCAUCAAGAGGCGCUAGAAAAGCGCCAAAAGAUUCAGACUGAGGAAAAAAAAAAUCAUGCAACUAUUUCGAAACUUUCGGAGUAUAAUCAAAUGUUUAUUCGGAUCGAAGGGAAGAGCCCAGAAUUCUCACCAAAAACUAUCCUGGAAUACGGCCGCGCGGAUACACCUAGCCAGACUGAUUCUGGAGUUUUUCUAAAGCUCUUUCGGCAACUUUACCUGCGUUGCAUUGAGGACCCCCGUCUCCUGAUUCACCGGUUGCUUAUCGACAGCAAAAUCAAUUUCUCGGAAGGGCCGGGCGCCGUAUGGAACGACUACUUCCAUUACACUCACGAUGGCAAAUAUGCGCAUAAUACUCGUAUAAUAGAAGGAGAAUUAUCAGGCCGUCUUAACUGGUUCGGUCGGAGAUUGGCCACGAUUAGCCUUAACGCGACAAACGUCAUAAUAUCGGCCGCAAUUGCGUUAUUCAGCUCUGCGAAGGGGGUUAGCCAGACCGGAUUGAUUGUCUCCGGCGCAGUCCUUCUCGGUUUUCGCCUUUGGCAGAACCUUUGGUCGUACUUCAUCACAAGCUGCACGUUUGAGAAUAUUGAAAAUAAUGACUUUAGGAUGCGGAAUAUACCACAAGCUAAUACCUUAUUUGGCUUAAGAAAGCGUAACUUACAGCUAUUCCUGGCUAUGAUAUCUCCUAUAACAAGAAUUGACGCAUCUGGAUUUAAAAACACUUAUAUAGAUAUUGCAAGGACUGGAGUACUUGAAGUGUCUGACACAGCGCCAGCGGAGAUCAUUUAUUUCGCUGGGUACGUCACAAGUGCUCUAGAAACAAAGAAUUCAACAAUAGCAGCUUGGAUUCCAUUUGAUACCGAUCGAAUCACUUACCCCUCAAAUGAUAAGAUACGGGAAAUGUCGCUGAUCAAGAAUACGUUUCGACUACGUCAUCCCGGCAAGUUGGAAUGGUCGACUACACCACGGGACUCCAAGAAAAAGGCCUCAGACGAGGACCCCAAGAAAAAGCCCUCAGGCGAGGACCCCAAGAAAAAGGCCUCAACGGGUGAGCAGUCUGCUGAGCUAAAGGAUGAGCAAGUACUAAGCCGCAGACUUGUCUUGAGGCGCGAUGGAGAUAUCCUCGAAUUGCCAGAAAGACUAUGCAUGUACGGGAAAACGUGGGAGUAUCUUGUCGGAUAA
Messenger RNA from Metarhizium robertsii ARSEF 23, 1839 nucleotides. RefSeq lists its product as uncharacterized. Lineage: Eukaryota; Fungi; Ascomycota; Sordariomycetes; Hypocreales; Clavicipitaceae. The transcript has a single exon. The record is from RefSeq and is a predicted model, not a curated record. The coding region runs from base 1 to 1839 and encodes 612 amino acids.